Grammomys surdaster is the source of this 1823-nucleotide messenger RNA. It is a transcript of the gene Thap6, whose product is annotated as THAP domain containing 6. The coding region runs from base 480 to 1130 and encodes 216 amino acids. NCBI's taxonomy places the organism in Eukaryota, Metazoa, Chordata, Mammalia, Rodentia, Muridae. The record is from RefSeq and is a predicted model, not a curated record. The transcript has 5 exons.
GAGCUCGGCGGCUGCGCACGCAGCUCCUUGAUCCGACGGUACCGUUCGCCUGUCCCAGCUCUUCCUUUAAAAGAGGUUCCUGUCACCACCCAGGACACGAGAACGAAAAGUGAAAAAAAGCAGGCACGCCACGCCACGCCACGUCCCAGUGGAACUCACAGAUGGAUAGGGGGAGAACACCUCUGCAUUAAAUCACAUCACAACUUGGAGCGACACUGGAAGGACAAUCGUGUAUGGUUUCCCCGGGGAAGGGGACAGGGACACUCGGGCUGAAAGUUGAAUGGCAAACAGUACGCCAACAGGAGUUAGUGUGCAAAGACCUCUGGGAGAGAAAAUCUAGCCCGUAAGAAUAUGAGAGGAAUAAAGAAGCCUACAAAGUUGGAAUCUCAGACCUCAACUUAAUGUCCACUCUUACAAAAUAACAAGACUUAGAACAUUUUAUCAGCAAAAUUUCAGUUUUGUUAUGAGUUGCUAAAAUCAUGGUGAAAUGUUGCUCAGCCAUUGGAUGUGCUUCACGCUGCUUGCCAAAUUCCAAGUUAAAAGGACUGACAUUUCAUGUAUUCCCCACAGAUGAAAAUAUCAAAAGAAAGUGGGUAUUAGCCAUGAAAAGACUAGAUGUGAAUACUGCAGGCAUUUGGGAGCCUAAAAAAGGAGAUGUGCUAUGUUCAAGGCACUUCAAGAAGACAGACUUUGACAGAAGCACUCCAAACACUAAGCUGAAACCAGGAGCCAUCCCUUCUGUCUUUGAAUCCCCUUAUCACUUGCAGGAGAAAAGAGAAAAACUUCAUUGUAGAAAAAACUUCAUUCUCAAAACCCUUCCUGUCACUAACCAUGGCCACCAGCUUGUUGGAGCCUCAUGCAUUGAAGAAUUCCAACCCCAGUUCAUUUUUGAACAUAGCUACAGUGUUAUGGACAGUCCAAAGAAACUUAAGCAUAAAUUAGAUCAUGUGAUCAUCGAGCUAGAGAAUACCAAGGAAAGCCUACAGAAUGUUUUGGACCGAGAAAAACAUUUUCAAAAAUCAUUGAGGAAGACAAUCAGGGAAUUAAAGGAUGAAAGUCUGAUCAGCCAGGAAACAGCCAAUAGACUGGAUGCUUUCUGUUGGGAAUGUUGUCAUGAAAGCACAGGAUGAGACUGUAUUUUGUGAAGUCAUUUCUUAAAUGUUCCAUCUGCAGUUGACAUGAUAAUGCUUCUUAGAAGAUUCUCCCACACCGCCACUCAGUCCUGUCAGCAGUGACAGCUUUAUGCAAGCCAAAAACUUGUUAAAGAUGUGCAGAAAGGUGGUGUGGUCAUUCUCUUGUGUGACUUGUGACAAUUAUAUUUUUACAGGCCUAAACUAGUACUGGGUCACUACUGUACAGUGGUUAAAUCUCACAAAAGUCAGGAAAUAUAUCAAGUUGGCCACAUUAAGUUCUGGCAAUUAGAAAGAACAACCUACGUUUACUUGUAUGUUUCAUAGUAAAUUGUGAUUCUAAUUUUAAAUAUUUUACUAUAAAGCAGAAUUUGUUUACAACACAUGUUCAUCUUGCACCCACCCCAAGGUGCUUUCGUUAUUAAUCAUACUACAGAGUAUUCUUUUUAAUGAGACACUCGGUAGCACUGACCCUGAGAAUAACACAUGGAAAAGACUUACUGCCUUUUUAGUUAAAGGAGACCACUGACAGGGUGCCAGUUGUCUGGUAUAGUGUGCCAUUCCUCCUCACAGGGACUAGUCUGAUGUAAACCAUAAAGAAUAGCUUUAGCCAGGCGGUGGUGGCGCACGCCUUUAAUCCCAGCACUUGGGAGGCAGAGAGGCAGGUGAAUUUCUGAGUUCGAGGCCAGCCUG